Phanerochaete carnosa HHB-10118-sp is the source of this 1283-nucleotide messenger RNA. RefSeq lists its product as uncharacterized. Lineage: Eukaryota; Fungi; Basidiomycota; Agaricomycetes; Polyporales; Phanerochaetaceae. The transcript is spliced from 7 exons. The record is from RefSeq and is a predicted model, not a curated record. Bases 21 to 1283 code for a protein of 420 amino acids.
CCCAGUCCCUCGAAUCGCCCAUGGUUCACAGCCGGGGACCAGAAUACGCCCUGCUCAGCGGCGACAGGCCCAAGGACGAUGCCACCGGACACGCAUUCAGGACCGCUCCUGUCUUCACAGGGGAUGCCUUGGACGCGCUGGGCCCGGCUGUGCUCCCGCAGCGCGCCGUGUACGGGCGCGUCGUGAGCCAGAGGGCAGACGGGUUUCCGAGCAGCCCGGUGUCGCCCGUGCUGUACAUCAACACGAACGCGCCGUUCAGCGGACUCGUAUGCGGACUUCAGGGCUCCGGAAAGAGUCACUCUACAUCCGUGCUGCUGGAGAGCUGCCUGAUGUCGGACCCUAGGCUUGGCACCCUGCCGGAGCCGCUUAGCGCGCUCGUGUUCCACUUUGACACUGCUGCAGGCGGCGGGGCGGUGCAGCCGUGCGAGGCCGCGUACCUUUCGAUGCUCGACCCGCAGAAUGGCGGCGAUGCUGUGGCACCUACGGUGACCGUCCUGGUAUUGCCUUCGAAUAUACGGGCAAUGAGACGGGUCUAUGCUAAACUGCCUGCCGUCCGAGUUGAGCCUCUCCACUUCUCGCCAGAGGACAUCAGUGGUGAGCGCCUGCUUGCAAUGAUGAGGGUCGAGGAAAACGGGCAGAUGCCUCUGUACAUGGAGGCCGUCAUGACGAUUCUUCGCUCCAUGGAGGACAGCUUCGACUACACGAAGUUUCGCGAAGAGCUCGGUGCACAGUCAUUUAGUGGGACCCAGAAAUCGAUGCUCAAGCUGCGUUUGUCACUCCUGGACUCGUGCCUCAAGGAUGGAAAUGCGUCGAAUCGAGUUUCCACUCGCUUCAAGAAAGGCCACCUAACCAUCAUCGACCUGUCGUCACCAUUCAUGGACGGAUCGUCUGCCUGCGGUUUCUUCGACCUCAUUCUGGGCCUGUUUGUCGAGGCCGACGUGAAAGCGUCUGGCAAGGUCUACCUAUCCGAUGCACAGUCCGGCGCGUCGUCGCGCCUGACGGACUCGCUGCUGACGAUCAUCCGGCAGUACCGCCACCUGGGCACGCGCGUGCUCGUCUCGACGCAGGAGCCGACGGUCGUGCCGGCCAAGCUACUCGCGCUAUGCUCGUUCAUCGUUGCACACCGCUUCCAGUCGCCCGAGUGGCUGCGUGCGCUGACGCGGCACGUUGCGGUGCCCGAGCGCAACCUCGACGCGCUCUUCGCCAAGGUGCGCGCCUGCUGCUCUGCUCUUUUUCUUUUUCUUCCUUCUUCGGUUUUGGUGGAUGAGCUUGGUGGACGGUGA